AUGAAAGCUAAAGGCGAGUUGAACGAAUAUGAAGUCAUUGGCCGUAAGUUGCCAUCGGACAAUGAGCCGAAGCCACCACUGUAUAAAAUGAGAAUCUUCUCGCCAGACCAAAUUGUAGCUAAGUCACGAUUUUGGUACUUUUUAAGGCAACUGAAGAAGUUCAAGAAAACAACAGGAGAAAUUGUUUCAAUCCGGGAAAUUCCAGAGAAAAGCCCUAUCAAGAUAAAAAACUUUGGUAUAUGGCUGCGUUAUGAGUCUCGCUCUGGAGUACACAACAUGUACAGGGAGUACCGCGACUUAUCCGUUGGGGGAGCAGUGACACAGUGCUACCGUGACAUGGGAGCUAGACACAGAGCUCGGGCACACUCUAUUCAGAUCAUCAAAGUGGAGGUCAUUAAGGCAGCUGCCUGCCGCAGACCUCAAGUGAAGCAAUUCCACAACAGCCGUAUCAGGUUCCCGCUGCCAAAGCGUGUGCACCAGUACAAGAAACUCAACACCUUUGCUUACAAGAGGCCCAGCACCUACUUCUUGUAA
Molecule: messenger RNA, 534 nt
Organism: Pieris macdunnoughi
Lineage: Eukaryota; Metazoa; Arthropoda; Insecta; Lepidoptera; Pieridae
Source: the annotation of a GenBank genome assembly